ACUCCAAAAUGGCUACCCUUCGCCGGGCCAAACAUCGCGAGAACUCGAGAGCAGUCACCGUUUUCGCGAUACUUGGACGCAGCUUCGUUUCAGCCCUUGAAGCAGAGCGAGUUCUCUUAAAGGGACAGCUAAUUCCCCACUCCUCCCGCCUCUUCGGGAGCCGAAGGGUGAAGAUGUAUCAGUAUUUCUAAAGAACAAAAGGUCUUGCUACCUGUAGGUCGAGUGAGGUGCCCUCGAAAUCGGCCGCAUAUAUGCUCAAGGCGAGAGGGCGGGGAAGGAGUUCCUGAAUCCAGUACAUUGGAAUGUCGUCUUGCACUUACUUGAGGUCGGGAAUUAUUAAAUUGGGGCUUGCGAACUACACCGGGAGAAAGAGAAUCAUGGUUCAGCACGCGAAUGAAUGCCAAGCAUGGUCAGUGAGUCAAAGGACCGGCCGAAAAUAACCAGGGGCGCAGGAAUAGACUCAUGGCGGCGGCAAACAUUGACUCACUGAAGUUGAGGGGUGACUGGCCUCUCCACCUGCAGGAGACUGUCACCUGCAAACGCCCAUUGGCCACAUCAGAAAGCUCAGUAUGAGGUCAGACUCAGGCUGUGCCACUGCCCUCGGCCCCAGGGCAAUUGCCACCUGCAGGGAGGGGUUGGCAGCAUGCGGAGAAGGCACGAGGAGGACUUGUGUGUGUCACCCACAUUCCAGCUCAGGCCCCGAGUAUACAAACAGGAAGCUGGUUCCCUUCCUGCCUUCCGUGUGACAAGCACUGUGAUCGGAAGAGAGGGUGGGGUGUCAAGGACCCCUAACCCCUGAACUUCACAGCAACGUGAUAAUGCGAGGUUAUGUGACCCCUUUCAACCCUGCAUCCCUAGAACCGACGGCUGUGUCCAGCAAAUAAAUGCUCAGUCAAUGCCUGCCGAAUGGAUAAAGUUACAGAGGGCAACUAUCAUAGACUGAGCGUUGUGAUAGGGCUUCACUAUGAGAUGUUUGAAGGAAGACUUCAACCCCCAGCCGAAGGAGAAAUAAAGACAUCUCUGAGUUUACCUCUCUUGCAAGGAAUCCACACUCAUUGUUCGUUUUCCAUCCCCUUAGAGCAGUAAGCCCAGACCUGCGAGGAGGAGGUAUAUCAACAGAAUCGAGCGUCAAGCGCACGUGGAAAGUGUCCUUGAGAUGUGCAAACUCACCUCCCCUGCAAACACCUCCACCUCUGCGUAAGUUACGUGUAACCUUUGAGUCUUUUCACGCCGUUCAGGACCCGUUUUCCUGCUGGAGCCGUUUUCCUCUUUGGUUCUUCAAGAUGACCCGAGCAGAAGGCACAGUGUGGGCGGUCGGAGGGGGUGAUGAAGGUGGCAGACGUCCACUGGCAUAUGCGUCCACUGGCAUAUGCGGAUGAGUCCAGAGAAGCUCCCAGCUCAGCAAUGAGUUGCUUUUCUUAAUUUAGAAAGUCUGGCCUAUGAGAAAGAUAUGCAAACACCCCAAGCCAGUGGUUCUCAACCUUCUGGCCCUUUAAAUACAGUUCCUUAUGUUGUGACCCAACCAUAAAAUUAUUUUCGUGGCUACUUCCUAACUGUAAUGUUGCUACUGUUAUGAAUCGUAAUGUAAAUAUCUGAUAUGCAGGAAGGUCUUAGGCGACCCCUGUGAAAGGGUCGUUCGACCGCCAAAGGGGUUGCGACCCACAGGUUGAGAACCGCUGCAAGCUUUAGGUAACCAGCUCAAGCGCGGAGACUCAAGGCGGAAAGGGUUAACCUCCCCAAAGUUGUGUCUUCAAAGUCACACCCUCUCCAGACAGCUCCGUCCACUCUCGCGAGAGUAUGCAAAAAAGACACAGCUUUCCACAAACCCCGCCCCCAGCCUUCUUAGUUGCCGAGCAACGAUGCAACCAACCUCCACGGUGCGGGGAAACUUGGGAACGUGCUCUCUUUCCCCUUCACAGCGCCGUCCUCCUCGGGGAGCCUGCGUCAGCGAGUCCUCCUGGAGCCCCGCCCCCUGGAGUCUGCGGGCGCCGAUUGGUCGAAGAUUCUCUCCAGACCUCUGAAGUGCCGCCAUAGCCAUGUCUGAGGAUACUGCGUCUUCCUCAGAACAGAACAAUAGCAGCAAUCAAACCACAGCCUCCAAUCUUCGACUGUCCAAGAAGAUAUGUUCGUGGGCAUCCUACAUGACCAAUUCCCCGACGCUCAUUGUUAUGAUUGGCUUGCCAGCCCGGGGCAAGACCUAUGUGUCCAAGAAACUCACACGUUACCUCAACUGGAUUGGAGUGCCCACCAAAGUGUUUAAUCUUGGGGUAUAUCGGCGUGAAGCAGUCAAGUCCUAUAAGUCCUAUGACUUCUUCCGGCACGACAACGAGGAGGCCAUGAAGAUUCGCAAACAAUGUGCUGUGGUGGCACUAGAAGACGUUAAGGCGUAUCUCACCGAGGAGAGCGGGCAGAUUGCGGUGUUUGAUGCCACCAAUACAACUAGGGAGAGGAGGGACAUGAUUUUGAACUUUGCCGAGGAGAAUUCCUUCAAGGUGUUCUUUGUGGAAUCUGUGUGUGAUGAUCCUGAUGUCAUCGCUGCCAACAUCCUGGAAGUAAAGGUGUCCAGCCCUGAUUACCCUGAAAGGAACAGGGAGAAUGUGAUGGAGGACUUCCUAAAGAGAAUUGAGUGCUACAAAGUCACCUAUCAGCCCCUUGACCCAGACAACUAUGACAAGGAUCUUUCUUUCAUCAAGGUGAUCAACGUGGGCCAGCGGUUUCUAGUGAACAGAGUCCAGGACUACAUCCAGAGCAAGAUAGUCUACUACCUCAUGAAUAUCCACGUCUAUCCCCGCACCAUUUACCUUUGCCGGCACGGGGAGAGCGAGUUCAACCUCCUGGGGAAGAUUGGGGGCGACUCUGGCCUCUCGGUGCGGGGCAAACAGUUUGCCCAAGCUCUCAAGAAGUUUCUGGAGGAACAGGAGAUAGCAGAUCUCAAGGUGUGGACGAGCCAGUUGAAGAGGACUAUCCAGACUGCGGAGUCGCUGGGGGUGACCUAUGAGCAGUGGAAGAUUCUGAAUGAGAUUGAUGCUGGCGUGUGCGAGGAGAUGACCUACGCAGAGAUUGAGAAGCAGUACCCAGAGGAGUUCGCACUUCGGGAUCAAGAGAAAUAUCUGUAUCGCUAUCCUAGUGGGGAGUCGUACCAGGACCUGGUGCAGCGGCUGGAGCCUGUCAUCAUGGAGCUGGAGCGCCAGGGCAAUGUCCUCGUCAUCUCCCACCAGGCUGUCAUGCGCUGCCUCCUGGCCUACUUCUUGGAUAAGGGCGCAGAUGAGCUACCGUACUUGAGGUGCCCGCUCCAUACCAUCUUCAAACUUACUCCUGUGGCCUACGGGUGCAAAGUGGAAACGAUCAAGGUCAACGUGGAGGCUGUGAACACUCACCGAGACAAGCCAGCGGCAAAGACCUCGCUGGCGGUGCCUAGACGCUCCUCUCCGGCCUCCCUCCCAGCGCUCUCCUGAUACGGAAGCUGAGGCCAGACCUCCUUGGGGGAUUGGGAUCUGCUGGAAAACUUGGAUGUCAGCACCACCAGGGCUUGAUCGAGAAGUGAAGUGGGGAUUGGACACCUGGCACCACCAAAAUGGGGCCUGGAAAAGCAUCACCACAUUUCUCCCCCUCAUGCCUAAUGGGAAUACCAGUUACGCUGAAAAACUUAACUUUCUUUGUGCCUCCAAAUAUUAACAGCCGGAACCGGUUCAUUUUUUUAAUUCUAUGAUCUCUUUGCCAUGUUUGGCCCAAGUUGGCCAAUCUCGCUCUGUUUCGGUAUCUAGCACCCUACCUGUGACUGUCUCUAGCUGGCUAUUUUUUGUCUAAGGUGCAAAUACGCCUCUCAGAUUUAAUUGUCUCCAGGUGAGAGGGCUGAACCCCUGUAAGUCUUUUCUGUGCUGUACGAGCUGGUCUCCCAUCCUUUCCAGGUGAGCAGGAUUGGAGUACAAUUUACAUAGGUUAGCAUUAUUUCACAUUGCAAACAGACAAAUUCACCAGGUGAAUGGAGGGUAUGUGAGUCAUGCGGUCCCUGAACUGUCUCUUCCGUGGUGAUGGGAGAGUGGUGUCCACAGCAACCUUUUCCUUUAGAGAAGUUUUGCUGGUUCCAGGCCCCUCGAGGGCAGGAUCUGACUGCAAGACUCCCCCAAACGGGUGCCUGUCUUCUAGGCUCUCCUCUGUAGCUGCUGUGUUUUCUACCUGAUGCUGCGUGCCUCUCAGGGCUGAAGAGGCCAAUGUUCUCCGUGGUGAUUGGGAAUGAGGGCUGAAGAGAAAAGCAGGGUGCCCUUUCCAUCAUAUGAAGAGAUAAAGAAGACUCCUUGGGAAUCAACUCUACCGGGGAGUUCUUUUGAUUUCAAAACAGGUACCCUUCUUUGGGGUUUGUCACCAAGACAUGGUCUCUGAAGAAAGCUGUGGCCGUGACUUUAAGAGCAGCUGGUGUUCUGAAGCCUGCCUCUUAGCUAGUUGUCUCUGUUUUGGUCUACCUGUCUCAUGUAAAACAUUGGAGGUGCAGGGGAACCAAGCCCUUAGCUGGUUUUCCUUAAAGAUAAGCCAGAUAAUUAUCCCCUAGAUCAGUGAUUAUCAAAUAUGCAAACAUGUCUCUGUAGAUAUUCAUGUCACUCCCUGAAAGAGGAUGAUAGCUCCAAAGGAUAUUAUUAUAUCUUACACUCAAAAUCAUUGCUUUUUUUCCUUUUCUUUCAAGAAUGGUAAGUUUUUAAGCUUUUACAUUUUUGAUUCCUUUUCACUCAGAUGCCCACUUGCUGGGCAAGAGGGUGAGUCGCCAGAAAAGUAAUGAAAUGUAGCUUUUUUCAAAUGGUUCUUUUAUACUGUGGUUGAUACGGGGCUGUUCCCGAAGAUGUGAUGAGCUGGGCUGCAGGCAGCUCAGCAUCCAGCACCCGGGAGCUGCUUUUAUAUGCACGAAGCUGCCUUCAGAGAGGCUCCUGACUCUGCUCUGUAGCAGGUGAUUUUCAUCUCGCUGCCGGGAGCAUGCUCUACUGUACUGGCUGUGUUCUUGGAAUGCAGGUGUCUCUCUGCAUCUAUGUACACUGUCUUUUGAUGAUCAGAUAAUUUGUUAUUUAGUUAUUUAUUCAUCCAUGUAAGGUAUUUUUUCAAGUCUCCGUAGUAGUGUUUGCAUGUAUUUAAUCAGAAUGUACGGUCAUUUGUGUUGUCAUUUUUUUUUUUUUUUGGUAGAAAUUGAGGUCGUUGGAGCAUUCAAGUCUAUUGUUCAUAGUAUUACCUUAAAUUAAAUUUCCAGAAUAUAGAUAUCUGUCUUCUGUAAAAGCUAAUAACUAUGUUAAAGCACAGCGGAUUUCUUUGAAUACUGUUUUGCUCAUAAAUUUUUAUCUAUAAAUCAAGAGAUGCAUUUCUCUGGACAAAAGUUGAUCUCCUCGAUCAAUAAAAUCAUGCUGAAAUAUGUAAUAUGUAUUGCUUUUGUAAUAAAUACAAUAAAAGUUAUUUUUAA
This is a messenger RNA of Myotis lucifugus (little brown bat), 5437 nucleotides long. It is a transcript of the gene PFKFB2, whose product is annotated as 6-phosphofructo-2-kinase/fructose-2,6-biphosphatase 2. Lineage: Eukaryota; Metazoa; Chordata; Mammalia; Chiroptera; Vespertilionidae. The coding region runs from base 2037 to 3455 and encodes 472 amino acids. The record is from RefSeq and is a predicted model, not a curated record. Gene Ontology annotation, cellular component: cytosol. Gene Ontology annotation, molecular function: fructose-2,6-bisphosphate 2-phosphatase activity; ATP binding; 6-phosphofructo-2-kinase activity. The transcript is spliced from 15 exons. Gene Ontology annotation, biological process: fructose 2,6-bisphosphate metabolic process; fructose metabolic process.